Molecule: messenger RNA, 2033 nt
Organism: Durio zibethinus
Lineage: Eukaryota; Viridiplantae; Streptophyta; Magnoliopsida; Malvales; Malvaceae
Product: mitochondrial phosphate carrier protein 1, mitochondrial-like
Biological process (GO): mitochondrial phosphate ion transmembrane transport
Cellular component (GO): mitochondrial inner membrane
Molecular function (GO): phosphate transmembrane transporter activity
Source: RefSeq, a predicted model, not a curated record
UCAAACCCCAGUAAAGUACGAUAAACGCACUCCUUCAUUCCCUGAAUGUCACGGCAUUUUUGCUUCUAAAAAGCUGAGAGAAAUGUGCGUUUUUGUUUCUCUUUUCUAGUUUCUCCUGAAUAGAACAGUUUGGCAGUGAGAGUUAGUUGUAAAAGAGGAAAAGGAUGAAAAGGCUUGAACGGAGGUUUUGUGAGGAGUUUUCACCUGGAUAUUAUGGGAUUUGUACUGUUGGAGGAAUGCUUAGUGCUGGGACUACUCACCUUUUUGUUACACCUCUUGAUGUCUUGAAAGUAAAUAUGCAGGUUAAUCCGAUCAAGUAUAGCAGCAUUUCAUCAGGGUUCUCUGCCCUUUGGAGAGAGCAGGGGCCAUCUUCUCUUUGGAGAGGUUGGUCUGGCAAGUUCUUCGGAUAUGGUGUUCAAGGAGGUUGCAGAUUUGGUCUUUAUGAAUACUUUAAGGGGCUUUACUCCAAUGUUUUGGUAGAUCAAAACAAGACUUUCAUAUUCUUUCUCAGCAGUGCAUCUGCUCAAGUAUUUGCUGAUGUGGCUCUCUGUCCUUUCGAAGCCAUUAAAGUUCGUGUUCAGACACAGCCCACUUUUGCGAAGGGUUUGGUUGAUGGAUUUCCAAAACUUUAUAAAACUGAAGGGCUUACUGGCUUCUACAAGGGACUUUGUCCACUUUGGGGCCGCAAUCUUCCAUUCUCAGUGAUAAUGUUCUCAACAUUUGAGCAUUCAGUGGACUUUAUCUAUAGAAGUAUCAUUAAACAGAGAAAAGAAGAUUGUUCCAGAGCUCAACAACUUGGUGUCACAUGCUUAGCAGGGUAUGCAGCUGGAGCAGUUGGUGCCGUAGUCUCUAACCCUGCUGAUGUCAUUGUUUCUUCUAUUUACAACAAAAAGGCAGAUAAUGUGUUGCAGGCUGUUAAAAAGAUUGGGCUUGUUAAUCUGUUUACUAGAAGUCUUCCUGUUCGCAUAACACUCGUGGGACCUGUUGUUACCAUGCAAUGGUUUUUCUAUGACACCAUCAAAGUGCUAUGUGGACUGCCUACUAGCGGAGGACUCAACAGACAAUUACAACAAGCUGAUUUAUCAUCUUAACCUCUUUGGAGUAGAAUCUACAAUUCCAUCAGGCCAAGUUCUGUAAACAUCAAAAGUUAACAAUCCCUGCAAUUUGGGCGUAUGAUACAUAAUCAUUCUGAUCAUGGAGAUGUCAGAAGGUUAUUUAAACCUAUCUUAAUGGGUACCAACUAUUGUAAAAGGUUCAACAUUGCCUUAAAAUGAUUCUUUCCAUUGUUGAAAAUGAUACUCCCUUCCCCAUCCUUCCCCUUCCUUUUAUUUUUUAUCUGGAGGGGUAUCAUACUUUGUUUUGUCACGAGAGAAUUCUUAUCAGACUUUCGUGUGACUAAUAAAUUGCUGUCAUUGCUAUAAUUAAGGAUUCUAAUGACUCUUAACUUGUUGUAUGACAGCAUAUUUAGUAGUUAAUAUUGCAUGAUCCUAGUUGACAGCUUAUUUUGGCACAUUGGUGUUUCUAUCUUGGCUCUUCUUGUUUUUUUGUUCUUUAUUUAUAUUUGGUUCAACAUGAAUUGUCUUUGUCGAUUGCUAUGGCAUGAUAUGUAGUGGCCUUGACUGGACAGGCUACACGCAACAUAAACCAGCCAAUGGAAAUGGAAAUCAGUUAAGCAACAUCACUGUUUACUGAGGCGGAAUGGGUGCCCGGUCUGCAUGGCAAAUACUUUAAAGUAAGAGCCUCUAACAAAGAUCAUGUUUGGAAGGGCGAUGGAGGGUCCAGUUCAACAAGGGCCAACUGGGAGCGCAUUAAGUGGGAAAUCUUGUGUAUCAGUAUAUGUAUUUUGUUUAUACUUGUAAUCUGAUCAGACCAUAAUUGAUCUUGGCCAAUGCUAUCAUUAUCUUUGUUUUAAUUAUCCUUACUAAAUGUAGGUAGGGAAAGUGGAAGUGGAACUCACAAGUCACUUCCUUGAAUUACAAAGUUGGCAGCCCACUUGCUGAGGGUAGAGAUGACGGACAACCCAAAAGGCACAA